Messenger RNA from Triticum turgidum subsp. durum (durum wheat), 948 nucleotides. The record is from the annotation of a GenBank genome assembly. Lineage: Eukaryota; Viridiplantae; Streptophyta; Magnoliopsida; Poales; Poaceae.
AUGGAGAUGAAGAUGGCCGUCAGCGCGGCCAACUGGCUCGUCGGCAAGGUGCUCAGCAAGCUGUCCGACGGGCUGGUGUCCACCUACAUGGCCAGCUCCGAGCUCAGCAGCAAUUUCCUGAACGCCAAGAACCAGCUGGUGUACACACAGGGGCUGCUGUCCGCAUCCGUGGGCAGGGACGUGGGCGACGAUCCUGGCCUGCGCGGACUUCUGGGGACGCUGAGCAAGAAGGCCGACGAAGCCGAGGACGUGCUUGAUGAGCUCCACUACUUCAUGAUCCAGGACGAGAUCGAUGGCACCAAGGAGGCUGCUGCGGAGGUGGGCGGCGGCAUCAAGGGCCAUUCGGUCCAUGGACGCCAUGUUGCUCGCUACACCCUCGGCAACUACCUUCCGUACUUUUCAUCUCCGCGCACUCUAGGUGACGAGCCUCCUGCAUUUUCUGAUGCUGCUGCCACCAGUGAGCUACAUAGUGAACAUAUUAAGUUGCCAUUUAACAGAGUAGCCAUGUCCAAGAAAAUCAAGUCUGUCAUAGAGGAGAUGAACUCCAUAUGCCUGCUUGUCUCUGACCUGCUCAAAGUCAAAACUGCAAACUACAGUAGCAUUGCAUUAAGCACACAUGUCACCAUUGAAAGGCCUCCAACUGGUUCCAUAGUUCCACAAGAUAGAAAACUGUAUGGAAGGAAUGACAUUUUUGAGCAAACUGUAAAUGCACUCACCGGUGGCACCUACCAUGACAAAACCCUCUAUGUUCUGCCUUUCGUUGGCCCUGGGGGCAUCGGAAAGACGACCUUCACACAGCACCUGUAUAAUGAUGAAAGAAUCAAGGGGCACUUCCCUGUCAGGGUCUGGGUAUAUGUUUCAACUAAUUUUGAUGUGAUUAGGCUCACCAGGGAGAUACUUGGCUGCAUACCUGGAACUAACACAAGCACAAUUGAACCAACAAAUUAG